CGGGCGCCCGGUUGCAUGGAGCCUUGGGGCGUUCUGCGCCUCUGGCCCCCCGUAGGUCCCUGGGACCCGGUGUUCGGGUCGCCAGCCAUGGAGCGAUGCAGCCGCUGCCAUCGCCUCCUCCUGCUGGUACCGCUGGUGCUGGGGCUGAGCGUGGUCCCCGCCAGGGCAGGUACACCGCCUGUGGAUGUGCUCCGGGCCCUGAGGUUCCCCUCCCUUCCUGAUGGCGUCCGGAGGGCAAGAGGCAUCUGUCCAGCUGAUGUGGCCUACCGAGUAUCCCGUCCUGCCCAGCUCAGUGCACCCACCCGCCAGCUCUUCCCAGGAGGUUUUCCCAAAGAUUUCUCAUUGCUGACUGCUGUCCGGACCCGCCCUGGCCUCCAGGCUCCCCUCCUGACUCUCUACAGUGCCCAGGGUGUCCAACAGCUGGGCCUGGAGCUUGGCCGACCAUUCCGCUUCCUGUAUGAGGACCAGACUGGACAGCCUCAACCCCCAGCUCAGCCAGUCUUCAGAGGCCUCAGCCUAGCAGAUGGCAAGUGGCACCGUGUGGCUGUGGCUGUGAAGGGCCAGUCUGUCACCCUCAUAGUUGACUGCAAGAAGCGUGUCACCCGGCCUCUCCCCCGAAGUGCUCGCCCACUGUUGGACACUCAUGGAGUGAUUAUCUUUGGUGCCCGCAUCCUGGAUGAAGAAGUGUUUGAGGGUGACAUCCAGGAGCUUGUCAUUGCCCCAGGGGUGCAAGCUGCCUACGAAUCCUGUGAACAGAAGGAGCUGGAGUGUGAAGGAACUUGGAGGGAGAGACCUCAGAAACAACAGUCUCGCAGGGCCCAGAGAUCUCCAAAGCAGCAGCCAUCAAGACUUCAUAGGCCACAAAACCAGGAACCUCAGCGACAGCCCACUGAGUCUUUCUACUAUGACUACGAGACCCCUUAUUACGAUGUGAUGACUGCAGGGACGACCCCUGAUUAUCAGGACCCCACCCCAGGUGAAGAGGAAGGAAUCCUGGAAUCGAGCCCCUUGCCACCCCCUGAGGAGCCGACAGGUUCCUGACAGAGGAAUAUGGGGAGGGUGGCACAGACCCCCCAGCAGGGCCCUACGAUUACACCUAUGGCUAUGGGGACGAUUAUCGUGAGGAGACGGAACUUGGCCCUGCCC
Molecule: messenger RNA, 1146 nt
Organism: Lontra canadensis (Northern American river otter)
Lineage: Eukaryota; Metazoa; Chordata; Mammalia; Carnivora; Mustelidae
Product: collagen alpha-2(XI) chain-like
Exons: 9
Coding region: 16-1041 (341 amino acids)
Source: RefSeq, a predicted model, not a curated record